AUGUGAGUUGUCUUUCAUAACCGGUGUAUUUCACCAGUUAGAAAUUUACUUGGAUUGUUUUGGUAUUUUUAAAACAAUUUAUAUAAUAAUAACAAUAUCAUCCUAAAUACAACAUGAAGGGUCGAUUUAGCACCAUUGAUGUAAAUGUUGUUGUUAAAGACCUUCAAAAACUAUUGUCUCUGAGAGUUAUUAAUGUUUAUGAUGUUGACCACAAAACAUAUUUAAUUAAAUUAUCAUUACCUGACAACAAAGCAGUUUUGGUUAUUGAAUCUGGCAUCAGAAUACACAGCACUGAAUUUGAAUGGCCCAAACAUGUGGCUCCCUCUGGAUUUGCUAUGAAGCUUCGGAAACAUCUCCGGGGUCGUCGUUUGGAGGCUGUGCAUCAGCUUGGCAUCGACCGAGUUGUUGAUUUACAGUUUGGUUCAUCAGAAGCAGCUUACCAUGUAAUAUUAGAGAUGUAUGAUCGUGGAAAUAUUGUUUUAACAGAUUAUAAUUAUGUUAUCUUAAAUAUUUUGCGGCCUCGGUCCAAUGAGAGUGAAGAUGUAAAGCUAGUCGUUCGAGAGAGAUACCCAGUUAGCAGUGCCAAGCAAUAUGAACCUAUUGAACGUGAAAAAAUUUACUCCAUUCUUAAGGAAUCCAAAAAUGGAAACCUACUCAAACGGACACUACUUCCUGCAACUGAUUUUGGCCCUGCUCUUAUAGAGCAUUGUCUUCUAAGUGCAGGAUUUAGUGAUGGUGUCAAAAUUAAUGAUGGCUUCCACAUAGAUACAGAUUUUGACAAAUUGAUGAAUGCUUUAGAAAAAGCUGCUGAACUGUUUCAAAAUCUCUCAACACAGAAGACUAAGGGAUAUAUAAUACAGAAGCGAGACAUGAGACCUGCAACUAAAGGAGAGGAGACAAAAGAGCUUUUAAUAUAUGAUGAAUUCCAUCCAUAUCUUUUCUGUCAGUAUGAAAAACGGCCUUUUUUAGAAAUGGACAGUUUUGAUAAGGCUGUUGAUGAAUUUUUUUCUAAAUUAGAAACCCAAAAGUUAGAUAUGAAGAUAUUACAGCAGGAAAAAAUUGCAGUGAAAAAAUUGGAAAAUGUGAAAAAGGAUCAUGAAAAAAGGAUGCAAGAAUUACAAAAAGUCCAGGAGCUGGAUACUUUAAAAGGUCAGUUUAUUGAAUACAAUCUAACAUUGGUUGAUCAAGCCAUAAGAGUUGUUCGGAGUGCUUUAGCCAAUCAAAUCAAUUGGACAGAAAUUUCUGAAUUACUGAAACAGGCUCAACUGCAACAAGAUCCAGUUGCUUGCUCCAUUAAAUCCCUAAAAUUAGAAACUAAUCACAUCACCAUGCAUCUCAAUGAUCCUUAUAUUGAUAGUGAUGAAGAAGAGGAUGAACAACCAAAGUCUCUGAUGAUUGACAUUGAUCUUGGUCUCAGUGCUUAUGCCAAUUCUAAAAAGUAUUUUGAUAAUAAGAGGCAAGCUGCCAAAAAGGAACAGAAAACCAUUCAUGCUUCUGCUAAAGCUUUGAAAUCUGCUGAGAGGAAGACAAAGGAAACAUUAAAAGAUGUUGCUACAGCAGCUACAAUUAACAAAGCACGUAAAACACAUUGGUUUGAAAAGUUCCUUUGGUUUAUCAGUUCUGAGAAUUAUGUUGUUGUUGGAGGUAGAGAUCAGCAACAGAAUGAGAUUUUAGUGAAGAAAUAUUUAAGGCCAGGAGAUCUCUAUGUCCAUGCAGACCUUCAUGGUGCUAGCAGUGUUGUUAUCAAGAAUCACACAGUGAAACCUGUUCCCCCGAAAACACUAAAUGAAGCUGGAAGCAUGGCUAUAUGUAAUAGUGCUGCUUGGGAUGCCAAAGUCAUCACAAGUGCUUGGUGGGUGUACCAUGACCAAGUUUCAAAGACUGCACCUACUGGAGAAUACCUUACAACGGGUAGUUUUAUGAUUAGAGGAAAAAAGAAUUAUCUCCCGCCAUCAUAUCUUGUCUAUGGGUUUGGUUUGCUCUUCAAACUAGAGGAAGGUAGUGUGUUUCGUCAUGCAGGAGAACGAAAGGUGCGGGAAGUUGAAGAGGAGGAUAUGAUUGAAAUGACUGAAUCAGAUGCUGACAAAAUAGCUUCAAUGGAUGACUCUUCACAGAAUGAAAGCAGUGAAGAUGAAACUAAUGCUGAUCAAGAGCAAGUCAAAGUUCAGAAGAAAAGUAGUGAUGAUGUUGAUGCAGAAUCUAUUUCAAUGUCUAAAAUUAAUAAGGACAAUAAAAGCAAGUCUGUUCAUUGGAGUAAAGAGACUGAGGAAGCAUUGUUUCCAGAUACAACCAUUAGUCUGAAGUACAGUGGAGAAAAAAGAGACAAAAAAUGCUUUCAAGAAGAGAAGAAAGUUAAGGAUGCAGUAAAAGGUGGUCGGAUGUCAGCAAAGACAAGGAGAGAUUUACGCAAAAGUAAAAGGCAAGGUCACAACUCAGCUGAAAUGAUUGACCAGGAGAAAACUGAAGUCACAUCUUCAACACGACUGAAAGAAGACCUUUGUGAGACCAACAGUGAAAAUCUACCAUUAAGCACUGUUUCAUCUGUGAAGCAAGAACCUUUAAAAAGAGGCAAAAGAAACAAGUUGAAGAAGAUAAAAGAGAAAUACAAAGACCAAGAUGAGGAAGAACGUCUCCUCCGUAUGGAAUUGCUUGCUUCUUCUGGUCCAGCUAAAGAAAGCAAGAAGAAGAAAAAACAGAAAGAUAGCACUCCAAAAACACAACAGAAAUUGAGGGGUCAUAUUCCUGAGAAGUUGAAGAUGUCCACUGAAAACCCUGUCAUUAGGCAGACAGCUGAAUUAUCAGAGACCACAAAUGAGACAAACACAGAUGAGAUGAAAACAGUAAAAGGAAAAUUACCAAAUGAUAACCAAGAUGAGGAAUCUGAUGAAGACAAAAUGGAUGAAGAGGAUCUGACUCAACAAGCAACAGAUGCUCAAGUGUUAGACUCACUCACUGGAUGGCCAGUUGCAGAGGAUGAAUUAUUAUAUUCAAUAUGUGUAGUGGCCCCGUACAACACCCUUCUUAACUACAAGUAUAAAGUGAAGUUGUUACCAGGAUCUACUAAAAGAGGCAAAGCUUCUAAAACUGCCCUUACCAUGUUUUCCCAAGACAAAACUGCCUCAAGUCGAGAAAAAGAUUUGAUAAAGAUAUUAAAGGACUGUGAUAUUUCUAGAAAUAUUCCUGGAAAAGUAAAAUUAGCAGCUCCAAAUUUACAAAAACAGAAGAAACAGAAAUAAUAGUUCCAUUCUGAAAAUAUUUUGUAUGACAUUUAUGGGACAUACAAGAGAAAGAUAGAUAUUAAAAAAAAAAAAAAAAAACAGCAAAGACCUGUUUAUGAUUCCAAUGAAGGUGCUAUUGUUGUGUUGUAAAAACAAAUACAAUAAACUGUUGCUGCUUUUAUUUUCUUCAACAUUUGUUAAUUAAAAAUACCUCCCACACCAUUUAAA
Octopus bimaculoides (California two-spot octopus) is the source of this 3446-nucleotide messenger RNA. Its product is annotated as ribosome quality control complex subunit NEMF. Lineage: Eukaryota; Metazoa; Mollusca; Cephalopoda; Octopoda; Octopodidae. Gene Ontology annotation, cellular component: RQC complex. Gene Ontology annotation, molecular function: ribosomal large subunit binding; tRNA binding. Gene Ontology annotation, biological process: rescue of stalled cytosolic ribosome; ribosome-associated ubiquitin-dependent protein catabolic process. The record is from RefSeq and is a predicted model, not a curated record.